Molecule: messenger RNA, 1462 nt
Organism: Neltuma alba
Lineage: Eukaryota; Viridiplantae; Streptophyta; Magnoliopsida; Fabales; Fabaceae
Product: serine/Arginine-related protein 53
Exons: 6
Coding region: 51-1193 (380 amino acids)
Biological process (GO): alternative mRNA splicing, via spliceosome
Cellular component (GO): nucleus; cytoplasm
Source: RefSeq, a predicted model, not a curated record
GUGUUCUUCGCUCGUUUGAGAUCCCUGAAGAAGGAGGAGGGCGAUCAGCAAUGGAAGAAGAAAAGGCUGCGGCUUAUUACGACGAGUUGACCCGGAAAGGCGAAGGAGCUGCGAGGUUCAAGCAGGGUCUGGGCUUCUCCACCGACUCCGACGCCGCUCCGAAACCUGGCUCAGCUCUCGCUUCUUCCUCUUCAUUCCUCAGCAAUUUCGUUAGAGCUUCGAGCCCUUCCAAGGCCUCCGAAUUCGAGAAGCAAGCGCAGUUCAAAUCCAUUCAAGACAAGCUCAAGAAGAAACCCACCGACGAAACCCGACCAUCUAGGGUUUCGGACCGAAGCCACAGGCCAGGGGAUGAUGAUGGACAUUCUACUAGGAGGCGAAGUAGGAGCAGAGAGAGGCGUGGGGACAGAGAUAGUAGAGCAUCAGGGAGGCGAAGCCGUAGCAGAGACAAGUAUAGGGAAAGGGAUAGAGAGUCAAGGAGGCGGAGUAGGAGUAGAGACAGAUAUAGGGACAGAGAUUCUGAGAGAAGGAGAAGGAGAAGCAGGUCGAGAAGCGAUUCGGAUGAGGGUAGGAGGCAUAGGCGCAGAGGGAGGAGCAGAAGCACUUCUCCGCGCGAAAGAAGAUCAGGUAGAAGGAGUCGGAGCUCCUCGCCUCUUCAACACUGGAGGUCGGAGAAGAGCGAUAUUAAUCUUGGGGAUCGAAGAAAUGUCAGUAAAACUAGUAAGGAAAAGAAUGCUGGGCCUGAUUAUGCCCGGUUGAUUCGAGGUUACGACGAGAUGUCACCUGCUGAAAGAGUCAAGGCCAAGAUGAAGCUGCAGCUUUCUGCAACUGCGCAAAACGACUCAGAAAAAGGUGUUGGCUGGGAAAGAUUUGAAUUCAACAAGGACGCCCCUCUUGAUGACGAGGAAAUUGAAGUUGCCGAGGAUGAUGCAUCCUUAGUCAAGCACAUUGGACAGAGUUUCCGCUUUUCUGCAGUUGAGGCAAGAAGGGAGGAACAAAUCAAAGCUGCUCACGAGGAAGCAAUGUUUGGUGCACCGGUACUUCCACCUUCCACCGUUUCUGACAGUGAACCCGAAAGGGAAAACAAUGAGAAGGAGGAUAAUCGAAAGGACCUUGUUACAAGCCUCUUAAGUGAAUCUGUUCUGGCCAAUAAAAAAGGGACUUGGCGUGACCGGGUUCGGGCUCCAGAGGCAUAGUCUCUCCAUCUAGUAGUAGAUUUUGCUGAUAGAAAAGCUGGCAAUAGCCCAAAACUCAUACUGCAGAGAGUAGAGUUUUUAUUUCUUGGCUGAAAAUAUUAGGCGAAUUUUUUUUUUUUUGGGUAUAAAAUUGCUUGGUUAUGAGGUGCGGGGUUUGAUCAUGUAUACAGCUUGCUGUUUAUGGAAAGAAAAUCUACUGUACAUGAAGUCAUGGAGUACAAUUCUUCUGAAGUAACGACACUAUAUCCGUAUUCCACAUUCUCACUCUA